Myodes glareolus (Bank vole) is the source of this 5332-nucleotide messenger RNA. NCBI's taxonomy places the organism in Eukaryota, Metazoa, Chordata, Mammalia, Rodentia, Cricetidae. The record is from RefSeq and is a predicted model, not a curated record.
UCAACAAAUGGUUAGGAAUAACCAAGGAGUUGCAAGAACAAAUGGAUGGACACGCCAAUUAAUAAAAUUGUUUCUAGGACGUAGCGAUUAGAAAAGGGAGCGUGGUAUACAAAAAUGUUGGAUGGCAAAGACGAUUAGGAUCUUUGUUGGGAACAGUAGACGGGGGUUAUUUGAAACUUGUUACUUUCCACUUUCUUAGACUAGAAAUGUAUGUGUGUGAAGGCUCCGGUCAAUGCUGUGCUAUAUUGAGACUUAGAAAUUUACUGUUUAGGCUAGACUGGCUGGCCAGCAAGCCCAGGAUACUCCUGUCUCCUGUCCUCCAGCACUUGGAUUACAGCUGAACAUUAGGAAACUUAAGAAAAAUCAUUUUUCCUGAACCUGACGCUUCAUUUGCAACCUAGUAUAUAAUACCUCUAAAGUCAAAACUUACUUGCUAAUUUGGUUCAAAAUCCUUUUCACAGAAGGCUGCUGAACGUGGGCUUCACGUUAAAGACAGUCUUUAUGUGGCCCAGAACUUGUUGGCACACUCGUUUGGAGUGAACUAUUCAAGCCUCCCUAGCUCUGCUUAAACUGCACCCUCCUUGCCAACUAUCCAGGCAGGAGCCCAGAGCAUCAAGAAAAAGCACUGCGGGAGGCUACGGGGGUGGAGAAGCCGAUUAUCCGCUCUAUUGGAAAAACCAGAAAAAAGCCUGUUCAAAGACCUCAGCUUUGUUUAGAGAACUUCUGUGGGUGGAACCAGCUGUUCGCACAAAGAACAGCGUAAAGCCCGGCUGCUCUGCAGCACGUUCAGGACCAGAUCUUCGGCAGGUGCAAGGCAGCGGGGUCUCCAGUCGGACCUGUGGCAUGGGGAAACUCAGGCUCCCACACCCAAGCGUGGCCGUGCUGCUGCUGCCGCUGCGGCUGCUGCUUCUGCUGCCCACAGAUGCCUUCACAUCACAAAACCCAAUCUACAUGAUGUUGGUUCCCUCCCUGCUCCACACAGGCGUCCCUGAGAAGGGCUGCCUUCUCCUCAGCCACCUAAAUGAGACGGUAUCCGUGAAUGCUUUCAUGGAGUCUGUCCAGGGAAACCAAAGCCUCUUCACUGACCUCGUGGUCGACAGGGACUUGUUCCAAUGUGUCUCCUUCACCGUCCCACCGGCUUUGUCCAAUGAGGUGAUGUUCCUCACUGUCCAAGUAAAAGGACCAACUCAUGAAUUCAGGAAGACGAGCACAGUGCUGAUUAAGAAAAAAGAGAGUUUGAUCUUUGUCCAGACUGACAAAUCCAUCUACAAACCAGGGCAGACAGUGAACUUUCGUGUUGUCUCAUUGGACGAAAUUUUUCACCCCCUUAAUGAAUUGAUUCCUCUUCUGUACAUUAAGGACCCCAAAGGAAAUCGCAUUGCACAGUGGCAGAGUUUCAAGUUAGAGAGUGGCCUCAAACAGUUGUCCUUCCCUCUCUCCUCGGAGCCCCCUCAUGGCUCCUACAAAAUGGUGAUACAGACAGAAACAGACAGAUUUAUAGAACACUCCUUCUUCGUAGAGGAAUUUGUGCUGCCCAAGUUUGAAGUGAAGGUGGCAGUGCCAGAGAUGAUCACCAUUAUGGAAGAAGAGAUAAGCGUGUCGGUGUGUGGCUUAUACACCUACGGGAAGCCUGUUCCGGGACAUGUGGCCGUGAGCAUAUGCAGGAAUUACAGUCAUCCUUCUAACUGCUUUGGCGACGAGUCAUUGGCUUUCUGUGAGAAUUUCAGUGAACAGCUAGACAACCAGGGCUGCUUCUCGCUUGUAUUGAAAACCAAGGCUUUCCAGCUAAAGAGGGAAGAGUAUGAGAUGCAGCUUGACGUGAACGCCAAGAUCCAAGAACAAGGAACAGAUGUGGAAGGAAGUGGAAAAGGGUCCAUUAAAAUCACGAGAACCUUGACCAGCCUGUCAUUUGUGAACGUGAACUCAUACUUCAGACAAGGGAUCCCAUUUGUUGGACAGGUGCUCUUGGUAGAUGGGAAAGGCACCCCUCUCGCUUCUGAAAUGAUCUUCAUUGAGGCAAAUGAAGCUAACCAUCACUCAAAUGCUACCACUGAUAAGAAUGGCCUGGUGUGGUUCUCCAUCAACACCGAUGACAUCCUGGGAACCUCCCUCUCUAUCAGGGCCAAAUACAAGGACAGCCUCAUGUGCUAUGGAUUCAGAUGGUUGACAGGAGAGCAUGUGGAGGCAUGGCACACAGCCAACGCGGUUUUCUCGCCAAGCAAAAGCUUUGUGCACCUGGAAUCCGCGCCUAGUAAACUGUCCUGUGAGCAAACACAACAGGUCCAGGCACAUUAUAUUCUCAACGGAGAGGGUGUGCAGGAGCUGACGGAGCUGGUCUUCUACUACCUGAUAAUGGCAAAGGGAGGCAUUAUCCGAUCGGGGACUCACACACUGCCUGUGGAGCAGGGAGACAAGAAAGGUCAUUUCUCCAUACUGAUCCCAGUGGAGUCAGACCUGGCUCCUUUGGCUCGAUUGCUCCUUUAUAUCAUUCUGCCUGGCGGUGAAAUGGUUGCAGAUACUGCCAAAUAUGAGAUUGGAAACUGUCUGGCCAAUAAGGUGGAUUUGAGCUUCAGUCCAACUAACGGCCUUCCGGCCAGUGGGACCUUCCUCAAAGUCACAGCUUCUCCUCAGUCCCUCUGUGCCCUACGAGCUGUGGACCAAAGUGUGCUGCUCAUGAAGCCCAAGGCUGAGCUCUCUGCAUCCUUGAUUUAUGAUCUGCUUCCGGUGAAAGACCUCACUGGCUACCCUGAGGGUGCGAAUCUGGAGGAGGAAGACAGCAAAGACUGUAUCAAGCAUAACAGCGUCUACAUUAACGGCAUCCUGUAUUCCCCGGCACGGAAUACUAAUGAAGAGGACAUGUAUGGCUUCCUAAAGGACAUGGGGUUGAAGGUAUUCACCAACUCAGAUAUCCGUAAACCCAAGGUCUGUGGACGGUCCGGAAACAGCAGAGGAGAACCAGCUGCAUACCAGCUCUUAAGCCAAAGCCCCACGGAGAAUUUCCUAAAGGGUUCUGAGUCUCCCAAGGAGACUAUACGAAAAUACUUCCCUGAGACAUGGAUCUGGGACUUGGUGGUCGUGGACUCAACAGGAAUAACUGAAAAGGAGCUGACAGUCCCUGACUCCAUCACUGAGUGGAAGGCUGGAGCCCUCUGCCUGUCCAAUGACACUGGACUUGGCCUCUCUCCUGUGGUGUCUUUCCAAGCCUUCCAGCCCUUCUUCGUGGAGCUCACGAUGCCCUACUCCGUGAUCCGUGGAGAAGCCUUCACGCUCAAGGCCACUGUGCUGAACUACCUCCAAAACUGCAUCCGGGUUGUUGUGCAGCUGGAGGCGUCUCCUGAUUUCCUAACUGCCCCGGUGGAGAAGCAGCAAAAGUCUCACUGCAUCUGUUUGAACGAGCGUCACAAUGUGUCCUGGGUAGUAACUCCAAAGUCAUUAGGAAAUGUGAAAUUCACUGUGAGUGCAGAGGCUCUCAACUCUCUGAAGCUUUGUGGGAAUGAGGUACCAGUGGUCCCUGAACGUGGAAAGAAAGACACAAUCAUCAAGUCCGUGUUGGUUGAACCUGAAGGUCUAGAGAAUGAAGUGACACUCAACAGUUUGCAUUGUCCAACCGGUGAUGAGGUGUCUGAAAAAAUAACCCUGAAGCUGCCACCAGAUGUAGUCAAGGACUCUGCCCGAGCCUCUGUCACUGUUUUGGGAGAUAUAUUGGGCUCUGCUCUGCAAAACAUACAGGAUCUCCUUAUGAUGCCCUAUGGCUGUGGAGAACAGAAUAUGGUUCUGUUUGCUCCUAAUAUCUAUGUUCUGGAUUAUCUGAAUGAAACCCAGCAGCUGACCCAGAAGGUCAAGGACAAGGCCAUUAACUAUCUCAAUAUGGGGUACCAAAGACAGUUAAACUUCAAGCUCCAGGAUGGCUCCUACAGCACCUUUGGGGAUAAACCUGCCAGUACCUGGCUCACAGCCUUUGUGCUGAAGAGUUUUGCUCAGGCUCGAAAAUAUAUCUUCAUCCAUGAAACACAUAUCAGGCAAGCCUUCCUCUGGCUCUCCCAUCAGCAGGAGGACAACGGCUGUUUCAGGGGCUCUGGGUCCCUGUUCAACAAUGCGAUAAAGGGAGGAGUAGAUGAUGAAGUCACCUUGUCUGCCUACAUCACCAUUGCUCUCCUGGAGAUGCCUCUCCCUGUCACUCACACUGUCAUUCGCAAUGCCCUCUUUUGCCUGGACACAGCCUGGAAGUCAGCAAAGGAAGGAGCCCACGGCAGCAAUGUCUACACCAAGGCGCUGUUGGCCUAUGCAUUUGCCCUUGCUGGGAACCAGGCCAUGAGGAUAGAGAUACUGAAAUCACUUAGUGAGGAAUCUGUGAAAGAAGACAUUUCCAUCCACUGGGCCAGUCCUCAGAAACCCAUGGUGCCAGAGGGUCUUUGGUACCAACCUCAGGCUCCCUCUGCUGAGGUCGAGAUGAGUGCCUACGUGCUCCUGGCCUAUCUCACGGCCCAGCCUGCUCCCAUCCACGAGGAACUGAUUGCUGCGAUGCUCAUUGUCAAGUGGCUCACGAAGCAGCAGAAUUCGCACGGUGGCUUCUCCUCCACUCAGGACACAGUGGUAGCUCUCCAUGCUUUGUCCAAAUAUGGAGCCACUACUUUCACAAGAGCUAAGAAAGAUGUGCAAGUGAUCAUCAGUUCUCCAAAUUUAUUUUCUACAAAAUUCCAAGUGAACAAUGACAACCAAUUAUUACUGCAGACGGUCAAGUUGCCGACCGUGCCUGAGGAUUACACCGCAAAGGUGACAGGAAAAGGAUGUGUGUACCUCCAGACAUCCGUGAAAUACAAUAUCCUCCCAGGAAAGCAGAAGUCCCCGUUUGCUUUACGGGUACAGACUCUACCUCAGAUGAGUGAUGAUUGCAAAGUUUACACCAGCUUCCAGAUCCUACUUAACAUCAGCUACACUGGCAGCCAUUCUGACUCCAACAUGGCAAUUGUUGAUGUGAAGAUGGUGUCUGGCUUCAUCCCCUUGAAACCAACAGUGAAGAUGCUUGAGAGCAUUGUGAAUGUGAGCCGGACAGAAGUCAGCAAUAACCAUGUCUUGAUUUACUUGGAUAAGGUGUCAAGUGAGAAGAUAAACUUGUUGUUCACGGUUCAGCAAGAUAUUCCAAUAAAAGACCUGAAGCCUGCCAUAGUGAAAGUCUACGAUUACUAUGAGAAAGAUGAGUUUGCAGUCGCACAGUACAGUGCUCCUUGCAGCAAAGGUUAUGAAAACGCCUGAGGAUUCAUGAAUAAAAAAAUGUUUUACUGGAGCCCUGUUCUUAGGACUUCAUAAGAAAAGCAGUGUUUUUGUAUUUCUA